AUGGCGCAGAUCCAGACCCAGACCCAGCUCAGCAGGUUCACAGACUGGGGAUCGCAACCGUCCAGUACCACCUUCUGGGACAAGCUGAGUGCCGACGAACGAACAGCAUCCAUUGAUGCCACGUACAGCCGCAAAUUUAAUGACCAGCUGGCGUGGGAGCCAGCAGGGCAAGUCCGAGAUGUGUGGAACACCACAGUCUAUCCGACCAUCAUCAAGCCGCUGCUCAAGGACAAUUCCAAAGCGAUUUAUCGCAAGGUGAAGAAACAAGCGCUGUACACCGUCGCCUGCUGGAUGGUCGGCCGAGAAUGGCAGUCAGCGCACCCGGCAGCAGUGAUAAUCUGCGUGAGCAAAAGAGUCACCAAGCAAGCAGUGAAGUUGAUCGAAGAGCAGGACGAGCUCUCUAGAUGGGGGUUCCGCGUCUAUGGGUAUGAGAGCAAGAUCUCAUUGAACAUGGCCACCGCGUUGACCAAAGAACUGGCCGGCACCCCUCAUAUAUGUGGGACCCUGUUUGGAGUUGGAAGCGAGAAUCAAAAAGUACCAACCAAAUUCGCCUCGAUUGGCGGCACCAUCAUCCUGGAUGGGAAAUGCUACGGCGUCACCGUGGCUCAUCCUUUCCUCCUCGACACCUACCAGGAUGAGACCACCGACGAAGACACCAGCAACCUGAGCGACGAUGAAAGCGACGGGUCCGAUGCCGCCAGUGAGUCUGAUUCGGAAGAGAACUUGACUCUGGAGCUGGACACGGCGUUUGUGCCGAAUCAUUUCGAACCAAGUCGUCUGGGUUCGAUUCCACAAGAACAUCGUCCGGACUACUACUCAAGCCACGCGGACUGGGCGUUGCUCGAGCUCGAGACGGACAAGCGAUUAUUAGUCAAUCUCGUCGUCCUUGAUCAAAAGGUCGUCUUCCCUUCCAAGGUUGCGUCAGACUUCCCAAGGGGGCAGCUCUGGGCAGCCAUGGGGACGAAGUCACCAGUGCAAACCAAGGCCUCUGAAACGAUAUGCGGGUUGUUCGAUCCACGCUUCGGGCUUCGAGACGUUUGGGCUGUGCGGAUGGAAUCAGCUCCGGGGGACUGUGGGUCGUGGGUGGUGGACGCCAACAGUGAAUCGAUCUUUGGCGUAAUUGUGGCUGGCAUGGACGCUAAAGACAUCUCCUACGCCCUGCCGGCCAGCGUCGCCUUCCACGAGAUCCGGGAACGCUUCCCCAACGCGCAGUUACCAUCACUGGAACACCCCCUGGUGUUCUGGGAGGCCGUCAAAUGGAAUGCGCCCCAACUUCUCCAGAGAAUCAUCCAUAACAUGAGUCCGGAUAGUCUGAACGCUCGCAACUCCGAGGGCUGGAGCGCCCUGUCUCUGGCUGCAGACCGUGGAUACGAGGAGAUAGUGUUGACUCUGUUGCUGAAAGGUGCUGAUACCGAGUCUCUCAGUCCCAAUGCUGACUGGACGCCGCUGGUCUCAUGGCGCUAUCCCGACCCGGCUGCCGAUAACAAUCACAGCUCUCCAGAUGCAGAAGAAGUAGAAGCACUGAAAGGGUGGGGGGAACUGUUUAAGCGAGGCAAGCCAACACAAAGACUCAGCCAGUUCUUGCGCGGUGUUGCGCUUCAUUUGAUCGAGAAUUACCUACCAGCAGACAGUUUUGUGGUGACCCCAGACAAACUGCAGAGAUUCUACCGCGAGACUCAAGUUCCCGGGGAUCCCUAUCCAUGGCAAGACAUCUUCGAUGACCGCACCUCCCAAAUCUCCAGACUCUUCCGCAGCAUCCAAGCGCAGCACCACCUAGUACAAGACGAGCGACUCGAAGUGCGCCCAGACAUCCCCAGCCUCACAGCCAAGGGCUUCGAGCGAUGGGCAACAGUAAUGAUCCAAGCACACCCAAACCGCGAACACAAACGGUUCCAAAAGCUGCUCCAGAAAACAUCAAUCCUCAACCCGGACAACAAAUCAGACCACUUCCCAACCAAGCUGCCACGCCAGCUCUUCCCCCGUGUAGCGGAUCUGCGUCUGAGAAAUGAGACGACCGAAUCGAUUUCGCGGUUCUGUGCUCUGGACUUGAGUAUAGCCACGCAAUAUCAGCAAUAUCAAGAAGAAGGAGAAGAGAACGAGGCAAAUUAUCUCACGCCACUGGGGCGGGCAGCGCGGAAUGGCCACCUGAAGGUUGUCAGCCUGCUAUGCGGCCAUGGGGCCGAUGCCGAGGCCACGACCACACACGCGCCAUCACCACUGGAACUGGCCGCAAUGAAUGGCCACGAGGGGGUUGUCAAACUCCUCCUGGAACAGGGAGCGUCCCCCGACUUGUCCACAGAGUCGGGACUCACGCCCCAUCGCUUGGCCACUACCCACGGCCACGAGGCGAUUGACAAGGGAAUAAGCUCGGCGCCGAGUGCGUUUUCUUCGCGAGGCAAAACUUUAGUGGAAAACAUUCAACGGCGGCGGGCCAGAGCCCGGGACUAUGAAGGAAUGCCCGCGGUGGGCGGGAAAAAGGGGAUGAGUGUGUCUGAUAACGCCAGGGCCUCGAGUGGCACGAACUGGAGUGAGAAUACCAUGGUGGAAUCGGACUGGAGGAGCUCUGGUUACCAUAGAUGA
Messenger RNA from Penicillium alfredii, 2580 nucleotides. Its product is annotated as ankyrin repeat domain-containing protein. The transcript has 4 exons. Gene Ontology annotation, molecular function: protein binding. Bases 1 to 2580 code for a protein of 859 amino acids. NCBI's taxonomy places the organism in Eukaryota, Fungi, Ascomycota, Eurotiomycetes, Eurotiales, Aspergillaceae. The record is from RefSeq and is a predicted model, not a curated record.